Molecule: messenger RNA, 1160 nt
Organism: Thunnus maccoyii (southern bluefin tuna)
Lineage: Eukaryota; Metazoa; Chordata; Actinopteri; Scombriformes; Scombridae
Product: immunoglobulin lambda-1 light chain-like
Exons: 4
Coding region: 242-991 (249 amino acids)
Source: RefSeq, a predicted model, not a curated record
AACAUUCAAUCUCCAGUGAUGACUACAUACAAGACAAGCUAUGCUAGGAAAGGAGAGAGGCACAAACAUGUGUUUAGUGUAAAGUUGUCAGUAGGAGGAAUAACACAGGGCUGUGAAUGAGCUCUGUCACUGUGAUCAGACUCCUCCUUUAAAUCCACCAACUUAGUGUUGAUGAAGACUAAACAGAGAUCAGAGUCUUCUUUAUACUCGCUGUAGCUCAGAGUUACUCAACACUGCAGAUAUGACGUCUCUGUUCAUCUCAGUGUUGCUGGCUGCUAUGUGCCUUGAAUGCAGAGCACAAAAAGACAACGUGCUGCAACCAAAAAGAGAUGUGACUGCUGCUGAAGGAGAGGCAGUAACACUUGACUGUCAAUAUAACAGCAGUAGUACAAGUUAUUACCUCUUCUGGUACAAACAGGAAGGAAACAACAGCCCCAAAUUCAUCCUGAGCCGAGUUAAACUGGAUGAAGGGAACACACCAGAUGAGUUUAAGGAAAGAUUUUCAUCCACACUGGAUUCCAACUUAAGAUCAGUUCCUCUGAAGAUCCAGAAGCUUCAGCUGUCUGACUCUGCUGUGUACUACUGUGCUCUGCAGCCCACAGUGACAGGAAACACCAAAACUCUGUACACUUUUGGUGGAGGAACCAGACUGGAUGUUGGAAGUGAUGUCCGUCCCACCCUGACGGUGCUGCCCCCCUCCAGCGAGGAGCUGCAGCAGGGGAAGGCCACGCUCAUAUGUCUGGCCAACAAGGGCUUCCCCUCAGACUGGAGUCUGGCCUGGAAGGUGGACGGCAGCAGCAGCAGCAGCAGCGGGGAGGAGAGCAGGAGCCCUGGGGUGCUGCAGAAGGACGGCCGCUACAGCUGGAGCAGCACCCUGAGGCUCCCUGCAGACCAGUGGAGGAAGGUGGGCUCUGUGACCUGUGAGGCCACCCAGGGCUCCCAGACUCCAGUCUCAGAGACACUGAGGAGAGACCAGUGUUCCCAGUCCUGACCUGACUCACUGGGACUCUGCUACUGGUUUUACUCUGCUACUGCUCUCACUCUGAUCUCUAAUCAGAACAGUGUAACAUUGUGUAACUUCAAACUGUAACAACUGCAUUAUUGUAGUACUGAUGACUUAGAUGCUUGAAACAAUAAACAUUUUCUCUCUUGAAAUCAAA